Molecule: messenger RNA, 1466 nt
Organism: Corylus avellana
Lineage: Eukaryota; Viridiplantae; Streptophyta; Magnoliopsida; Fagales; Betulaceae
Product: Glycine cleavage T-protein family
Biological process (GO): iron-sulfur cluster assembly
Cellular component (GO): mitochondrial matrix
Molecular function (GO): protein binding
Source: RefSeq, a predicted model, not a curated record
UAUCGUCGAGCACCUGGCACGCUAGCCUCACUUCCCUCCCAUAUACGUGGCAAAACCCCAGAAGCCUCCGAACACGUGUCACCCACCCAACUCCACAUACCACCACCGCCAUAGCUCCAUUUCCAUUACCAACCCUUCUUCGUCAUCUCAGAACGCAAGGAACCAAAAAACCAUGCACCGGGUCAGAGCCUCCCUUAGGUUCCCCAAGCCCACUGCGCACAACUUUAUCUCACGCCGAUUCUCUCACCGCGAAACCGCUGGGCCCGUGGCCUCUCUCCUCAAGUCCCGGUCCGUGGUCCGGUUUCGAGGUCCGGACACAGUGAAGUUCCUUCAGGGCCUGCUGACCAACGAUGUACGGAGGUUCGGUGAACCAAUGGGUGAGAGAACCUCGACCUUGCCCACACCCAAUUUGUCCGCCGUGUCCGUUCCUCCUAUGUACGCCGCGCUCUUGACCCCCCAGGGAAGGUUCCUGUACGACCUAUUCUUGUACAGGCCGCCGAGGCCCGAAGCCAAGCUCGAUAGGACGGGUUCAGGGCCCGGGCCCGACCCGGACGAGUCGUUGGAGCUCUUUGCGGAUGUGGAUGCUACUGUACUAGAUGAGCUCUUGGAGACCUUCAAGAAAUACAGGGUGAGGUCUAAGGUUGAGAUUGAGAAUGUGGCAAAAGAUUUCUCUUGCUGGCAGCACUAUGGUAAGAACCUGUCUGAAAAGUCCUCAUCUGCAGAAGAACCAGAGGCUGCUAGUGUUGGCUGGGGUGCUGGUGUUGAUCUCACUGCCAGGUCAGCUUCACGUGGAGUUGAUCUUGGAUGGCAAUGGUUCAUGGAUCCCAGAUUAGAUUCUCUAGGUUUCAGGGGGAUCUUCCCAUCAGAUAUAACACCACCUUUGGUUGAGGCUGACAAAGAAACAGAUGAACAGAAUUACCUGCUCUGGAGAUUACAAAAGGGUGUUGCAGAAGGGUCGACUGAGAUUCCAAAAGGUGAGGCGAUUCCGCUUGAAUACAAUCUUGCGGGUCUGAAUGCAAUAAGCUUUGACAAAGGGUGCUAUGUUGGGCAAGAGCUUGUAGCUCGUACGCAUCACCGGGGUGUGAUCCGCAAGCGUUUGCUUCCUUUAAGGUUUCUCAAUGAUAGAGGAGAAGAAAUGGAGCAAAAUGUCAGUCCUGGCUCAGAGGUGAAGGACACAGCCUCCCACAAGAAGAUCGGUGCCGUGACGACUGCACUUGGGUGUCGAGGGCUUGGUCUUCUGCGGUUGGAGGAUGCCUUCAAAGGAUCAGGUACAUUGAGCAUACAAGGACAGGAGAAUGUGAAGGUGGAGGCUAUUAGACCAGAUUGGUGGCCUGCCGAAUGGUUCCUAGAGCAUCAACGGCAGCAUACUGCAGUUGCUUAGAGUGCUUCUUCAGAGAAAAACAAUACAUCUUUGGACUCAGAUCAAUCCUACUUACUAUCUUCUUGUAGUUCUUCUUUACAUUUUC